Messenger RNA from Rhinocladiella mackenziei CBS 650.93, 1071 nucleotides. RefSeq lists its product as uncharacterized. The transcript is spliced from 3 exons. The record is from RefSeq and is a predicted model, not a curated record. NCBI's taxonomy places the organism in Eukaryota, Fungi, Ascomycota, Eurotiomycetes, Chaetothyriales, Herpotrichiellaceae. Bases 1 to 1071 code for a protein of 356 amino acids.
AUGGAUUCGGUUGUCAUCGACUUUACAUCAACCACCCCGGCAACUGCUGAAGAGAUCUAUCAUUCUACUACAGGAUCUACAGACGCCGACAAGACUUUCCAGCAGGUAACUAAAGGCCUUCAGCGAUUGUCAGUCAGCCUCGAGUCAGAAAUUCCUCCAGAGCGGCUUGAUGCCAGCUCCCAAUCUCUCAAUGAUCUCACGUCUGAGUGUUCAGUCGUCGCGGAUGAUUUGCUCGAGCUUCUCAAGGGACUACAGGCUAAGGAUCCGUCCACCAAGUGCCAGACCAUGGACCUCAAGACACCCCAAGACCAUGUGGAUGCUAUUCGCUAUGGGGAAUGUAACAUCUUUUGGGACCGACGCCAUUCACCCGCUGCGCAGAGUUGUCAAAAUUUCGGGGUCUGGAAAAUCGACCUUGAUGAGGUUCUUACACGAAAACGCUCAGAGAAGAGUAGCACUUCAAUGCAGGACAGACGACAAAGAUCUGGUGCUGGCCCACUUCUCUCUGGAGAUCUGGCACUAGGUUGCAGAAAAUCUUCGGAAGGACUGAUCCGCAGCCUACUUUACUCGAUUCUCGCAGAAUUUCCGGACCUGAUUCUAAAGGUGCCGCCGAAGCAGGGGCAAAGGACGGAGGAUAUGUUCCAUGCAAUAUCCACAAUCUCAUUUGAUUCGAUUGAGCUCGAGAACGCCUUUGAUGUUCUCAUGGAUGCAUCCAAUACAUUCGGGAGUCACCGAUUAGCUCUCUUCAUUGACGGCCCAGACGAGUUCGAACCCGAGGGAAUGCGAUAUAGGGAUAUCUCGUCGAGGGACAUUCAUCGCUUAGAUAUCUUCUCGAAGAAUGAGGAUUUUCAAAAUUUACAUGUGAAUCAGCAGCAAUUCCAGUGGCUUCGAAAGACAAUUGCUGAAAAGUGUGACGGGGGGUUCCUUUGGGUAGCACUGGUCCUGCGAAACCUUGCAGAAAGCUGGAUCGCAGGCGACCGGCUUACAGAUCUCCAAUCAACUAUCUUGACACUUUCCACGAAGCUCGAGGACUUGUCGGCCAAUCUUCUAAACUCGACUAAGCCGCCAUAUUAG